UCAUAGGUGUGUUUGGAACCACAGAGGCAGUGCUAGGAUGAUGGAGAGUGAGGCUGGACUGCUUGCACUGAAAGAAAUGUCUAGCCACGGCUUUUGUCAGCAAUGACUUAUCUCCAGGACACUUCUCCGAGUCUUAUGCAGAGAAGAUGGAUGCUGACAGAAUGAAGAGGAUGGAUAGGGCCAGGUUACCAGAGAGAAAAAGAAGGAGACUAUUUUUGAAGGAAGAGAGGUCAACCUCAAAGGGAGGAAAUGAAGCAAUUGAAGGAUUGGCUUAUCAAUCUGAAAUUGGACUGUCUGUGAAUGAAGAGGGUAUAGAAAAGAUUCCAGAUCCUGUGCCAAAGCCCAGCUUUUCCUCUUCUUCAAAUUUGAAAAACUGCUCAGCACCCAGUAUUGUUAUUAUAGAUCUGGAAACCACUGGCCUGAUUCAGCAUGGCAUUAUGCCCCACAUCACCCAGAUAGCUGCUGUGAACAGCAAUACAAAGGAGCAGUUCUCAAGAUAUGUGGCUCCAGAUCUGCCUAUUACACCAAUGGCUGAAAAGGUCACCAACAUAACCUGGAGUGGUGGAGUUCUUUGUUACCGUGGUGAGCCAGUUGAUUUUGUGAGAAUAAAGACUGCACUUGAGGAUUUUUUGGAGUGGUUGGAGAAAUUUCCCAGUGUAGUAAUAGUAGCACACAAUGGACGAACAUUCGAUUUCAGAGUAUUAUGCAGGGCAUUUUGUAGCUGUGGUUUGCAAGAGAGACUUUCCUCUAAAGUCUCAGCAUUUUGUGACUCACUUACUCUUUUCAGACAAAAAUACCCAAAACUUGAAAAGUAUAAGCAAGAAUUUCUAGCACAGCAUUUUUGUGGUCAUACUUACAAUGCCCAUAAUGCUCCUGAUGGUGUUGUCAUGCUAGAUGAAAUUAUACAAACUGGACUUGUCUCUGUUUCAGACUUUAAAAAAACAUUCUUACAAUACCGAAUGUCAAUUUCUUCAGGAAGAGUUUAAUUCUUGCAAAUCAAAAAACAUUGCUUCGCUUCGCCCUCUUAUUGGAGAAAAAAUUAUGAAAUCCUGCACAGUAGAAAAUAUUGCUGGAUCUGGGCUGAAUCUAGGACACCUGAGACUGAUAUUCAAGAGAAGUGGUGAGGAUGGACUGGUGGAUGUGUUUUCUAUGAAAAAUAGUUUAGGGAAACCAAGAGUUACAUCGGACAAAAAAGUGUUAGGAGAAUGUAUUCCAAAACUAUCUGCAUAUUUUAGCAAAUGAAUUUUAUUAAUCUGUGUUAUUUUAAUUUAUUGUUAGAAGUUUAUGUAUUUUUUUAAUAAAAGUACAUGAA
Saccostrea echinata is the source of this 1312-nucleotide messenger RNA. RefSeq lists its product as uncharacterized. Gene Ontology annotation, cellular component: cytoplasm. Gene Ontology annotation, molecular function: 3'-5'-DNA exonuclease activity; nucleic acid binding. Bases 147 to 986 code for a protein of 279 amino acids. The record is from RefSeq and is a predicted model, not a curated record. NCBI's taxonomy places the organism in Eukaryota, Metazoa, Mollusca, Bivalvia, Ostreida, Ostreidae. Gene Ontology annotation, biological process: DNA catabolic process. The transcript has 4 exons.